AUGAAAUUAUUUUUUAUUUCUUUAAUUUUAUUUGCUUCCUCUUGUUUUGGAGAGUAUAUUGAUGACCCAAUAAAUACCUGUGUAUUUAAUACUCCAAAUGGGGUAAUCGAUUUAUCAUCACUUUCAAAUCAAGAUUUUUCAUAUCAAGAUAAGAAUCAAAACCAGUACUCUUUUUCAAUUUGCAGUAGUUCUUCAAUAUGUUCAAAAUAUUUAGGUGUUUCAAAUGUUCAAUCAUGUCAAUAUAAAACACAUAAUAAUUAUUAUGCUUAUGAAUUAGGUUCUACUUUUACUGGUGAGUAUUCAAUAUUCAAUGAUGUCAAUGAUGGCUCUGGUCUUGUUUUAAGUUACAAUUCGACCGAUAAUGUAGUUUGUCAAGAUGGUUAUUAUAGAAGUGCAAACUUUUAUUUUAUUUGCAAUGAACAAGUUGAUUUUUCAAUUGUUUCAUUAACACAAAAUCCCCCAUGUACUUAUAAUUUUGUUAUUGACUCAUCAAGUGCAUGUAUUCCAACUCCAACUCCAUCUCCAACACAACCACCAACUCCAGCACCAACAGAAUCACCAACCCCAGCACCAACAGAAUCACCAACCCCAGCACCAACAGAAUCACCUACUCCAUCUCCAACAGAAUCACCUACUCCAGCACCAACAGAAUCACCUACCCCAGCACCAACAGAGUCACCUACCCCAGCACCAACAGAGUCACCUACUCCAGCACCAACAGAGUCACCUACCCCAGCACCAACAGAGUCACCUACUCCAGCACCAACAGAAUCACCAACCCCAGCACCAACAGAGUCACCUACUCCAGCACCAACAGAGUCACCUACUCCAGCACCAACAGAAUCACCAACUCCAGCACCAACAGAAUCACCAACCCCAGCACCAACAACCACCCCAUUCCCAACUUUUUCUCCAUCACCACCACCAGGAAAAAUUAUCCCAAAUAGCUGUAGAUUCCCAUUUGGUUCACAACUCAUUGAUUUAUCUUUCUUAAUUGCACAAGACUAUUCAGGCUAUAGCUAUUAUGAUAAUAGCACAGACUCAGAGUAUUUCUUCAAUUUUUGCCAACCAAAUCAAUAUUGCACAGAUUUAUUUAAUAAUAAUGUUACUUUUUGCAAAAAGCAAGAAGAAUUCGAAUAUAUUAUUGCAUUUACAGAUUCAGGUAGAUACGAAAUUAACCAAAAUGGUUUAGAAUUAAACUAUAACUCUGAUGGCGGAAAUUAUUGUGGUGGAGAAUCACAAAAAUCAGUUUCAUUCGAUAUGAUUUGUAACGACGCCACUGAAUUUUUAGUUUCAAACUUUAAUAUGUCAAAUGAUGGAUGUUAUAUUAUUAUGGAAAUUCAAAGUAUUUAUGCUUGCAUUGGUCAAAACCCCACUCCAUCACCAACCUCAACUCCAUCACCAACCUCAUCACCAACCCCAAAUCCAUCUUAUGAUAUCCCAAGUGAUUGUAAAUUUUAUAAUGGUUUAGAUUUAUCUCCAAUUGUCAGUAACUUUUAUACAGGAUAUGCUACAUAUUAUACCCAAACAAGUUCUGAUUUCUACUUUAAUCUUUGCCAACCAGAUCAAUUAUGUAGUGAAAUGUUUGGUACCAACGUGUCAUUAUGCGAAAAAUAUUAUACAAAUGAAUAUGCUUUUGCAUUCACCUACACUGGUACAUAUCAAAUAAUUGAAAAUGGUAUUCAAUUGUACUAUGACUCUGGUGAUCAAUUAUCUUGUAAUGGUUUCAAAAAAUCCCUCACAAUGAAUAUUCUCUGUAAUCAAAGUACAGCAUUAGAAUUCACUGAUUUUUACCUAUCAUCUGAUCUUUGUGGCGCAACUGUCGAUAUUCAAACCUCUUAUGCAUGUAUUAAUCAAGAACAAGAACAAAAAGAAGAAGAGCAAAUUCCAACCCCAAAACCAACUGAAUCACCCUAUAAAUCAUGCAUUUUCCCAAUUGAUGGAGGCAGUUAUUACAAUUUAAAUCCAUUAAAAAGAAAUAUUACCGAAACACUCUCAUAUGAAACAAAUACUAUGGAAUCUUUCUAUUUUUCAUUCUGUGAAUCCCAAACCUACUGUAACGAAAUGUUCAUAAAUGAUAAAGAUAUUCAGUCAUGUGUUUGUCAAAUCUCAUUUGAUGACAGUACCGAUACCCAAGUAUGUUAUGAAAUGGGUGCAUAUUCUACAGGCCAUUAUGUUUCAUCACAAAAUAAUCUUCUAUUUAUUUUUACACAAAACGAUGACAACUCCUAUAUUAAUGGUUUCCCAAGAGUAAAUAAUAUGAUUUUAACAUGUAACGAACAGACCGAAUUCAAUGUUGACUAUUACUAUGAAAGUCCAGCUGGUAAUUUCAAUUUUGGAAUUUCUUCAAUGUAUGCUUGUCCAAUUUCAUCAUCAUCCCAAUCUUCUUAA
This is a messenger RNA of Dictyostelium purpureum, 2391 nucleotides long. RefSeq lists its product as uncharacterized. The transcript has 7 exons. Bases 1 to 2391 code for a protein of 796 amino acids. NCBI's taxonomy places the organism in Eukaryota, Evosea, Eumycetozoa, Dictyosteliales, Dictyosteliaceae. The record is from RefSeq and is a predicted model, not a curated record.